Messenger RNA from Psylliodes chrysocephalus, 1893 nucleotides. The record is from the annotation of a GenBank genome assembly. Lineage: Eukaryota; Metazoa; Arthropoda; Insecta; Coleoptera; Chrysomelidae.
AUGCAGAACCCACCAGCUUUCGGUUUUGGUACACCAAGUGCGGCACAGAGUGGACAAGCGGGUUUAUUUGGUACAGCUACUCCGGGGGCAACAAAUUUAUUUGCAACUCCAGCAAGUAAUACUACUCCAUCUCUUUUUGGUACCGCAACUACAGCAAAUCCAACUUUUGGAGCAAGUGCAACUCCUGCUUUUGGUGCUACACCAAAUAUAACUCCUAGUUUUGGGGCAACACCAAGUGCUGUUCCAGGUUUCGGGAUCACGCCAAGCGCAGCUUCAACUUUUGGGACUGCACCAAACGCUGCCCCAAGCUUUGGGGCAACACCAAACGCGGCUACAGGCUUUGGAACGACACCAAACACAGCUCCAAGUUUUGGAGCCACACCAAAUACUACUCCAAGCUUUGGAGCCACACCAAAUACGACUCCAAGUUUUGGGGCCACACCAAGCGCUCUUCCAAGUUUUGGCACUACAACUAGUGCAGCUCCUGCUUUUGGAGCCACACCAAUUGGUACUACUAGUUUUGGAGCCACUCUAAGUUCAGCUCCUAGUUUUGGGGUUACAUCGAGUACAGCUCCUAGUUUUGGAGCCACACCAAUUGCAGUCCCUAGUACAGCUUCUAGUUUUGGUAUCACACCAAGCUCAAAUGCUACAGCCACACCUAGUUUUGGAGCUACAACAACUGCAUCAGCAUUUGGUGCAACAACUACAACAACAGCUGGAUUUGGGGUUACCCAACAACCAAAUGUUUCAGGUUUUGGAAUAACGCCAGCUACAAAUUUACCUUUUGGGGCGACAACUACUAGUGCAGUUGCAGGUUUUGGUUUUGGAACUACAACAACCUCUGCCGCUGCUGCAUCAGCAACUAAUACUGGCCUUAGUUUUAAUUUAGGAGCAGGUUUAACUAGUACUCCUACCACUGCUGCCUCCCAGGGUCUAGGUGGUCAGCCAACUGCUCAAACAAAAGUGGUAACAACUCAAAAGGACAUCACCCCUAAAGAUCAACCACUCCCAAAUGAAAUUCUUCAAACAGUAGAAGCAUUUAAAGAACUAGUAAAACAACAAAAGUUGCACAGUUCAGACAUUGCUAGAUGUUCAGUAAGAGACUUCAGAAAAGUUGAGCAAGAUAUUAAUCAGUUGGCUCAACUUUUGGCUGAGGUUGAAAGCCAGUUACAAAAAAAUCGACAGUUAGCUGAAAAGCUAAAAUAUGAAACAGCAAAGUGUUUGAAAGAUGUAGAGAUAGCACAGAGAACACAAGACACUCCACCUGGUUUGCAGUAUGAGAAUACUGCACCACUAAAAUUUUUUCUUCAAUUAGCUGAUAAAUUCGAAAGAGAAAUGCAGGCAUUGAAAGUACAAAUUGAAGGUGCUGACAACUACGUUAAAAAUUACCGGAGCCCCAAUGCCCUAACUCCCCAAGACUUGCAUCUGGGAAUGAGAAGACUACAUGAAUCUUUUGUUGCUUUAGCAGGCAGACUACACUCUGUACAUAAUCAAGUAGAAUCACAAAAGGAAGCUUACUUAAACACUCGAAAACAGCUUUUCAACGAUAAUUCCAAUCCUUUUGAAAAUAUGCUCAAUCCUAUAGAAGUCAAUUUCGAAAGUAUGUUACAUCGUACUCCACCAAAAGUAGCUACUGGACCUACACCGUUUAGCAAUUUGGCAAUAGGUCUGACUCAACCUCUAGGUUCCCAGCAAAAUCAAAGUGGUAUUUCUUAUUCAGCCCCUACUACUACCGCUUCAGGAUUCGCAAAUAUGGGAUUCAGUGCAGGUUUUACAUCUAAACGAUUGCCAGGCUAUGAAAACUUACUAUUUGGUGGUUCGUCUGUAGCUCAAAAUACCAAUAGUUUUCAACUACAGAAGCCCCCUACAGGCAAUAAGAGAGGAAAACAAUAA